This is a messenger RNA of Empidonax traillii (willow flycatcher), 2382 nucleotides long. RefSeq names its product NADH:ubiquinone oxidoreductase complex assembly factor 7 (gene NDUFAF7). The record is from RefSeq and is a predicted model, not a curated record. Bases 1 to 1434 code for a protein of 477 amino acids. Gene Ontology annotation, cellular component: mitochondrion. Lineage: Eukaryota; Metazoa; Chordata; Aves; Passeriformes; Tyrannidae. Gene Ontology annotation, biological process: mitochondrial respiratory chain complex I assembly. The transcript has 9 exons. Gene Ontology annotation, molecular function: protein-arginine omega-N symmetric methyltransferase activity.
AUGGCGCUGCUGCUGGCGCGCCGUGCGCUGCUGGCCGGCGGCCGGCGGGUCCCCCGCGCCCCGGCCCGGCCCCGCGGUGAGCGCCGCCUCUCGCCCCUCCGCACCUUCUCCCCGCCGCUCCUCCCGCCGCCCCGCCGAGCCCUCUCUGUCCCCGCUCUCCCCGCAGCUCCGGCGGCGGCGCGGCUGUGCUCGGGAGCGGCGGGCGAGGCGGCGGCGGCGGCCGGCGGGGCCGGGGCGCUGCUGCAGCACCUGUGUCGCAAGCUGCGGGCCAGCGGGCCCGUGACGGUGGCCGAGUACAUGCGGGAGGCGCUCACCAACCCCGCACAGGGUUACUACACCCGCCGCGGCGGCAUCGGCGAGAGCGGGGACUUCAUCACCUCGCCUGAAAUAAGCCAGGUGUUCGGAGAGUUAAUAGGAAUAUGGUAUAUCAGUGAAUGGAUGGCCAUGGGCAAACCUAACACCUUCCAGCUGGUGGAACUGGGCCCAGGGAGGGGCACCCUGACUGAGGAUAUAUUACGGGUCUUCAGCCAGCUCUCCUCUGUACUUAGUAAAUGUGAUGUCUCUGUUCACCUGGUAGAAGUGAGUCCCAAACUUGGCGAGAUCCAAGCACGGAUGCUGACGGGAGGGAAGGUGCAGCCAAGCCCCAAGGACGAGCCUGCUUACAUGAAAGGCAUUAGCAAGACUGGAAUUCCCAUUUUUUGGUACAGAGACAUUCAGGAUGUGCCAUCAGGUUACAGCUUUUACCUAGCACAUGAGUUCUUUGAUGCCUUGCCAAUACAUAAAUUUCAGCGAACUGAGAAAGGCUGGCGGGAAGUGUUGGUUGAUAUAGAUCCAGAAGCUCCUGACCAGCUGCGGUUUGUCCUGUCACCAUCCAGCACCCCUGCGACAGAAAACUUCAUCCAACCAGAAGAAACGAGAGAUCACGUGGAAGUGUGUCCCGAGGCUGGUGUCAUCAUCCAGAGGCUUGCCUGUCGCAUAGAGAAGGAUGGUGGGGCUGCACUGGUUGCGGAUUAUGGCCAUGAUGGAACCAAAACUGACACCUUCCGGGGUUUCCGGAAUCACAAACUUCAUGAUGUGCUGAGCGCUCCAGGCACAGCAGACCUGACAGCAGAUGUUGAUUUCAGCUAUCUUCGAAAGAUGACACAGGAAAGGACAACUACAUUAGGCCCCAUAAAACAGCGGGAGUUUUUAAAAAACAUGGGCAUUGACCUCCGGUUGAAGGUGCUCUUGCAGAAUUCACGUGACACAGCAACUCGUGAGCAGUUACUUCGCAGCUAUGAUAUGCUGAUGAAUCCUGAGAACAUGGGGGACUGCUUUAACUUUUUUGCCCUGCUCCCUCACCACAGACUUGUACACCCUGACAAGAAAGAUAAGCCAGAGUCGAAGCCUCCCUUACCACCUGUUGCUGGAUUUAAUGAACUCCUACUGAAGUAAUUUCAAAUACUACAGCAAAACGUCUGAUAGCAAUAGCUUUCAAUAACAUCCUAUUAAAUUUUAAAACCAAAUCCCAGUAAAAGGAAUUGAGUCAUGCAUUUUGUGGUUUUACAUACUAAAUGUUUUGCAGUAAUGUAAUUAACGUAUAUGCAGUAAGGUAAGAACUAAUAAUCUUUGAACAGAAGGCAGAUGAAGUACCUUCUUCAGGCAAUGUUCUUAAACCAAUCUAUGCUUCAGGGCCCAGCCACAUUUUGGUAGGGAGUGCUAUUUCAGAGUAAAUUAGUGCAGCACACUAAACCUCCUGGCUGACCUACUCAAAGCGGUAUAAGUGGUAAUAAAACACCGCUCAUACAGAAACCAGCACACACAGAGCAGAGAAUGAACAGUGUUUGGGGGGGUCUUAGGAUAGAGCCGAGUGAAGUACUGACCAGUGAAUAAAAACUUGUCAGUAACAAACAGAUGCGCUAAGGAGUCUUUAAAUGUACUCAGCUUUUGUACUUGAAUAAAAUCAAGAUGCCCUAAAAAUAUUUUUAUAAAGAGAAUGGUGACAGGAUGCAUACAGAAAAAGAUACUGCUAACAGAAUUCCCAGAGCAGGGCAUAUCUAAUGUCAAAUCCACAAACAAACAAGUGUUUACUUCUGAGAACAUCUGAUAGGAGAAAUAAUUCAUGUAAAUAAAAAGAACAAGAGUGAUAGGGAAAUAAAUUUUAUUUUCAAGCUUAUCAGAGGAUAUUUACAAACAAUGGGAUGUAUAAAAAUAUAAAAGUACUUGACAGUGUCCUUUUGAGGCUAUAAAUUUUACAUGAGCUUUUUUUCUAGCAUCACCAGCACUAUUGCUUGAAUGAAUGCAACUUAAUUCAUCUAGGGAUAAGGGUAUUAAACACUGUAACCUACUGCUGUCAAAGUUUGCAGUAAAGGUAGAAAAAAAAGGGAAUAAAAAACCCAGCUA